This is a messenger RNA of Rhizoctonia solani, 1257 nucleotides long. RefSeq lists its product as uncharacterized. Gene Ontology annotation, cellular component: cytoplasm. Gene Ontology annotation, molecular function: GTP binding; ATP binding; ATP hydrolysis activity. The record is from RefSeq and is a predicted model, not a curated record. The transcript has 10 exons. Lineage: Eukaryota; Fungi; Basidiomycota; Agaricomycetes; Cantharellales; Ceratobasidiaceae. The coding region runs from base 1 to 1257 and encodes 418 amino acids.
AUGGGAAGCGAACCCUGGAAUCAUCGAUUCAUCCGAAUGAUAUUUUGGCUCUGUCCCAUCCAGCGCUCAUCGCAUUUUCCUCGACUCGCCAGCCCCUUUUCCGUCUCUGCUACUCUCCUAGUCAAGAAAAGAAUGCCACCGAAAAAGGCUCCCGCACCUGAAAAAAAAGCUAUCCUUGGCCGACCUGGAAACAAUUUGAAGAUUGGGAUUGUCGGUCUUCCUAAUGUUGGAAAGUCCUCGUUCUUCAACGCACUGAGCAAGACCGACCUUGGAAAGGCGGCCAACUUCCCAUACGCCACUAUCAACCCCGAAGAAGCUCGUAUCCCUGUCCCAGAUGCGCGCUUCAUCUGGCUCUGCGAACUGUACAAACCAGCUUCGCAAGUCCCAGCAUUCUUGACCUGUAUCGAUAUCGCCGGUCUCACUGCUGGCGCAUCGACCGGUGCUGGUCUCGGGAAUGCUUUCUUGUCUCACAGGUUACCCAUGUCGAGGGUGAUGUCGAUCCUAUUCGCGAUAUGGAAUCAUCUCGACCGAGUUGCGGUUGAAGACAUUGAAUGGGUUGAGAAGCAUCUCGAUGGUCUCAAGAAGACCGGGCGAGGUCUCAGCAAUACAAGUCUAGCAGACAAGGCAAAGAAGGAAGAAAUUGCUACGGUCGAGAAAAUUCACAAAAUCCUGACUGAAGAUAACAAAGAUGUGCGAAAAGGCGACUGGACGAACAAGGAGAUCGAAAUCGUCAACUCGCUCACACUUCUCACCGCCAAACCCAUCACCUACCUCGUGAAUCUCUCCGAAAAAGAUUACAUCCGCAAGAAGAACAAGUGGUUGCCCAAGAUCAAAGCGUGGAUCGACGAGAACAACCCAGGUGACCCACUCAUUCCGUUCUCUGUUGCUUUGGAGGAGCGGUUGGCUCCGUUGAGCGAUGAGGAAAAGAAGGAGGAGGAGAAGGCUGCGGGUGCAACGAGCGCAUUGGGCAAGAUUACCCAGGCAGGGUAUUCGAGUUUGGAUUUGAUUCGGUACUUUACGUGUGGGCCCGAUGAGGUUCGCGCGUGGACGAUUAGGAAGGGAACCAAGGCGCCUCAGGCGGCCGGUGUUAUCCACUCCGACUUUGAGAACAAGUUUGUGUGUGGUGAAAUCAUGACAUAUGACGAUUUGAAGGAGUACGGGAGUGAAUCAGCUGUCAAGGCGGCUGGAAAAUUGCGGCAGCAAGGAAAACCAUACGAAAUGAUCGAUGGUGACAUUGCUUACUGGAAGGCUGGUUAA